Molecule: messenger RNA, 3325 nt
Organism: Heterobilharzia americana
Lineage: Eukaryota; Metazoa; Platyhelminthes; Trematoda; Strigeidida; Schistosomatidae
Source: the annotation of a GenBank genome assembly
AACCACAGGUCCACCUGUGGCAUCCAAAGCGCGCCGUUUAGCCCCCGAUAAGCUGCAAACGGCGAAAAAUGAAUUCGACCAUAUGCUGGAACUGGGCAUUAUCAGACCGUCAAACAGUCCUUGGGCAUCGCCAUUGCACAUGGUGCCCAAAAAGGAUAGCAACGACUGGCGUCCGACCGGUGAUUACCGAAGGCUUAACGCCAAAACAACUCCGGACUGCUACCCUAUACCCCACGUUUACGACUUGACCGCAACCUUAUGCGGCAUGAACAUUUUCUCGAAAAUCGACUUAGUCAAAGCGUACAACCAGAUACCUAUGGCAGCAGAAGAUAUCGCGAAAACAGCCAUUAUUACUCCUUUUGGCCUGUUUGAAUUCCUGCGCAUGCCUUUUGGUCUUCGGAAUGCAGCACAAACAUUCCAACGCUUUAUGGACGACGUUUUCCGUGGUCUGAAUUUUGUUCAUGUCUACAUAGAUGACUGUCUAAUUGCGAGUCCAGAUAAGGAAACACACCUUAAACAUUUGGACCUCGCAUUCGAAAGACUCAAAAAACAUGGCAUCACAGUUAACUUACAGAAGUGUGAAAUAGGAGUUGAAUCACUCAGCUUCCUUGGGCAUACCAUUGACAACAAAGGUAUACGCCCAUUGAGAGAUAAAGUGGCGGCUAUCACAAACUAUCCAGAGCCGACCACUGUGAAACAUCUCCGCACUUUCAAUGGCCUGGUAAGUUAUUACCGAAGGUUUAUCCCUAACUGUGCCUCUGUCAUGAGACCACUCACAGAUCUACUUCGAGGAACUGCGAAGUUCGUGUCUCUGGACAACGCGGCUAGACUUGCUUUCUCCAAAGUCAAGGAAGCCAUUUCGAACGCAACCAUGCUUAUGCAUCAUGACCCCAAUGCUCCUUUGAGUAUUGCUGUUGAUGCAUCUGAUUCAGCAAUUGGAGCAGUUUUGCAACAGUUGACUGACAACCAGUGGCAACCGUUAGCCUUUUUCUCGAGGCGGCUGCAAGACGCGGAAACAAGAUACAGUACAUUUGGUAGGGAACUCCUAGCCAUGUACUGUUCUGUACGCCAUUUUCGACAUUCUGUGGAAGGUCGUGAUUUCGUUAUUUUCACAGACCACAAACCGUUAACGUUUUCCCUCAGCUCGGCGUCUGACAAAUACUCCCCUCGUGAGUCGCGACAGCUGGAUUACAUUUCCCAGUUCACGUCAGAUAUCCGCCACAUUUCUGGAGCAAACAACUCCGCAGCCGACGCACUAUCUCGAAUAGCUUCGAUAAACUAUAUCGAGGGUAUUGAUCUCGUUGAACUAGCUCGGCGUCAAAAGGAAGACCUUGAGCUGCAUCAUGAGUUGUCGUCCACAACUCUCAAACUGCGACUUUGUCCUGUUGGAUCAGACAAGGAUGCAAUUUUGUGCGAUGUCUCUGCUAGUCAACCACGCCCAAUAGUUCCGAAGAGUUGUCGACGCAACGUCUUCAAUACGUUGCACAAACUCUCUCAUCCAGGUGUACGAGCCACCAUUAGGCUUAUCGCACAACGUUUCUGCUGGCCUGGGAUGAACAAAGACGUUAAGGAGUGGGCCCAGUCGUGCUUAGCUUGUCAAAAGUGUAAAGUCACGCGACACACGAAAAGCCCUUUAGGCUCAUUUCUAGCCCCAGACAUGCGUUUCGACCACGUCCAUAUAGAUAUUGUAGGACCCCUACCAGAAUCUAAUGGAUGUACCUACCUUUUCACCUGUGUUGAUCGUUUCACACGAUGGCCGGAAGCAGUACCCAUUAAAGAUAUUACUGCCGAAACAGUUGCUCGUGUUUUCGUCGAAAGAUGGAUCGCGAACUUCGGAUGUCCAUCCUACGUCACAACCGACCGUGGGCGCCAAUUUGAGUGCGGACUAUUUCACGCUCUAACGGCACUUUUAGGUUGCACUCGGUUCCGAACGACAGCCUACCAUCCACAAGCAAAUGGCAUGGUAGAGCGUUUCCAUCGACAGCUGAAAGCUUCCCUUUCAGCUACAAACAUACCUCAGUGGACCGAGGCUCUGCCUCUAGUCCUACUAGGUAUUCGUAACGCGUUGAAAGUUGAUGCUGGAUGCACUCCUGCAGAACUCGUCUAUGGGACCACUCUUCGCCUACCAGGUGAGUUUGUUUCCCCUUCAACUUUCAAACAUGUUUCCGAUAGGGCAUCUUAUGUGACUAGGCUUACAAACGCAAUGCGUUCAGUUAGGCCUUCUCCGAUUAGACCGCAAACGACUGAUGUUUUCGUCCACCCCAGUUUACAGAAGACAUCACACGUGUUUGUUCGCCACGACGCUGUUCGUCGACCACUUGAACCACCCUACGACGGGCCGUUCAAAGUGAUUAAGCGACAUGAGAAAUUCUAUGUAAUUGAGCGAGGCGGACGCGAAGAUACUGUCAGUAUCGACCGUUUGAAACCAGCUUAUUUCGAAGGCAACCCCAUUGUAAGUGACGUUUCAGCUCGCUACAUCCGGCCGACGGAUGACUCAAUUAUCGAAAUUCUCGACGAUGUGCCUGGUAAUGCACAGCUGCAACAACCAGCGGCGCAACAAAAAACACGAUCAGGUCGAACCGUCAGGUUCCCAGAGUACCUGAAGUCAUAUUCAACUUAGCUAUGUGUGUGCCAACCAUUUUUUUCGAGGCACUAUUUUUCUUAUUUACCGGCACAAACCCUCGUACACUUUGCCUUUUUAUAUCAAUUUUUAUUUACCAUGUAAUAAAAACUAAAAACACGGCGAAGAUAAGCGUAAAUUUUUCUUUUUCGACACGUUUAUAUAUAAAUAAUUCCCAUUUUUACGCAACGUUUUCGUGGUAUUAAAGACUUUUAUUUAUAUUCCAGGUGCAACGAGCACUGGACGGAACGUCGAAAGGAACAGAUGACCGCGACCGACGUACAAUUUCAUUUAUUGUAUUUUAUUUAUUUAAUCGCCACGACACCCUAGAAUAAGGUUCAGACAACCAGGGGCCACCUCACGCAGUGAGCCCAUCGGGAGAGUUUUACCAGUGGAGAAACCACUGGGUUUUUACUUCCGGCUGGUAUCGUCUUAGGGUCCUCACGAACCCACUAGGGGGGGAGUGAUCUGUAGCGUCAUACACUUCCCCAAAAUCAAUAGCCUAGGGUUUGACGACUUCGACAUUGAUGCUGACCUUGAUAGUUUAACUGGACUCGCUAAGCUGAAGGCAUCCGGUCAAGCAUCCUCGCCAUUUGGCACGCUGUCGUGUUACGUUGCAUUGCUCGUAUUCGACUCUCUAGCCAGUUAGUUGGAACGCAUCGGUAUUUUGGCAUAACCACCCAAAUAUACUAUUCCAUCCGACUA